AUGAAGUUCACCAGCGCCAUCAUAUUCGCCACGGUCGCCUCCGUUACGGUCGCUUCCCCCACGGUGGCUCCCCCUACUGUCGCUCCCCCCGAGGUCGCCUCUGCUGGCGUUUCCGAAUCAAGCAACUAUGCCGUCGUCAAGGAGGCCGUAAUGCAUAUCCACUCCAGGAUGAAAAUUCUCUCAAGGCAAACAAAUGCUUUUAGCAGCGAGAGUGGCAGUCUUACCAAUAUGUUUCUUACAUUUCAGAUGUCUAUCUAUGAUAGCAUGCUGAAGAUUGCUAACACAACCGCUCCUAAGCUUGGACUUGACGAUGCCAAAAGCCUUACGCAGGUUUCCGAACUUAUCCUGCUAGACAGGGGCAGGACCGUUUUGAAUCCUCUGGAAACCAAAAUGGCAUCUAUUAUAGCCGCCGAAAAUUGCUGCUAUAUUAACCAAGUUCUCAACCUCUUUGGCGAAUGCAUCGACGCAUUCUAUAAGGCUGUUGACUCCAGGCUGGUGAGCUACUAUGCUGUUGGCUCUACGGAGGCCAGGAAUGAGCCGAAACGUAUCCUAAAGAUUCAGUACGAAGAUUUCAACAGCUACUUGGGUGACAUGAAGCAGAAAUUCUUGCCCAGCUGCGCAUCCGGUCGAUUGGAGUACAAUGUUGUGGAGAAGAGAGACACUUAG
This is a messenger RNA of Drechmeria coniospora, 666 nucleotides long. RefSeq lists its product as uncharacterized. The transcript has a single exon. Bases 1 to 666 code for a protein of 221 amino acids. The record is from RefSeq and is a predicted model, not a curated record. NCBI's taxonomy places the organism in Eukaryota, Fungi, Ascomycota, Sordariomycetes, Hypocreales, Ophiocordycipitaceae.